AUGGAAAGUACAAACAACACGACGUCUUCAGACGGCUCCGUCCAAAACGAGAACAUCACGACCUUAGCCGAAGUGGCACUAAGUUACCAAAUCGCCACCUCUCUCUUGCUGGCAGCGCUGAUUCUCUGUGCUAUAUUUGGGAAUGCGUGCGUGGUCGCGGCCAUCGCUCUGGAGAGAUCCCUCCAGAAUGUGGCGAACUAUUUGAUCGGAUCGCUGGCCGUCACGGACCUGAUGGUGUCGGUGCUGGUGCUCCCCAUGGCCGCUCUUUAUCAAGUCUUAAACAAAUGGACUCUCGGGCAGGUAACUUGUGACAUUUUCAUUUCCUUAGACGUGUUGUGUUGCACGUCGUCCAUACUACACCUGUGCGCAAUAGCCUUGGACAGGUACUGGGCGAUAACAGAUCCCAUAGACUAUGUGAACAAACGGACCCCCAGACGUGCGGCUAUCCUGAUCAGCGUGACUUGGCUGGUAGGUUUCUCCAUAUCGAUUCCGCCCAUGUUAGGAUGGAGAAAAGCCGAGGACAGAGCUGACCCCGACGCCUGCACCAUCAGCCAGGACCCUGGCUACACCAUUUAUUCGACUUUCGGCGCUUUUUACAUCCCGCUCAUUCUUAUGCUGGUCCUUUACGGGAGAAUAUUCAAAGCUGCCAGGUUCCGAAUCCGAAAAACAGUCCGCAAAACAGAGAAAAAGAAAGUUUCGGACAAAUGUGUAACGGUGUCGCCUGCCUUGUUUCAUAAAAAGACCAACGGAGACCUGACCAAAAACUGGAAGCGGAGCGUGGAACCAAAGCCGAGCUCGUGCGUAAAUGGCGCGGUCAAGCACGGGCAGGACGGCGAGUCGCUGGAGAUCAUUGAAGUUCACAGCAACUCUAAGAAUCACCUUCCCCUCCCAAACACCCCGCAAUCAGCGCCGUGUUUCGAGAACAGAAACGAAAAGAAUACAGAAGCCAAGAGGAAAAUUGCUUUGGCAAGAGAGCGCAAAACCGUGAAGACGCUCGGGAUCAUCAUGGGCACCUUCAUUUUGUGCUGGUUGCCGUUCUUCAUCGUGGCUCUGGUGUUGCCCUUUUGCCCGGAGAGUUGCCACAUGCCGGUGUGGCUCGGGGAUGUGAUUAACUGGCUAGGCUACUCGAACUCUCUCUUAAAUCCGAUCAUUUACGCCUACUUCAAUAAAGAUUUUCAAAGUGCUUUCAAAAAAAUAAUUAAAUGCAAGUUUUGCCGACCCUGA
This is a messenger RNA of Megalops cyprinoides (Indo-Pacific tarpon), 1224 nucleotides long. RefSeq names its product 5-hydroxytryptamine receptor 1A-alpha-like. Gene Ontology annotation, molecular function: G protein-coupled serotonin receptor activity. The transcript has a single exon. NCBI's taxonomy places the organism in Eukaryota, Metazoa, Chordata, Actinopteri, Elopiformes, Megalopidae. The coding region runs from base 1 to 1224 and encodes 407 amino acids. Gene Ontology annotation, biological process: regulation of vasoconstriction; regulation of hormone secretion; regulation of behavior. The record is from RefSeq and is a predicted model, not a curated record. Gene Ontology annotation, cellular component: plasma membrane.